Messenger RNA from Adineta ricciae, 2322 nucleotides. The record is from the annotation of a GenBank genome assembly. NCBI's taxonomy places the organism in Eukaryota, Metazoa, Rotifera, Eurotatoria, Adinetida, Adinetidae.
AUGUCGGAGAAAAGUGCUUCACCACAGGCCAGUGAUCUAUCAACACCAUCAAUUAAAAGAGAUUUGUCUACGACUAAACUAGUCGAUAUCAAGGGUGGAAAGCAAGAUCAAUUCAAAAAAGCUGAGAGAACCAACAAUAGUCCUCAUCUCUAUCUCAACGAUGCGGCCAGUCCACAUAUGUAUUUGAAUGUUGACACAACUUCAUUGUCGUCAGCACAACAACAUGCUUCGUCAAUACACUCACUUCCAUUAUCUCAACAUUGCGCAUCUGAUUUUGCUCCGCCAAUUGAUAGUCUACCUCCGUCAGCAGACAAAAAAUCUGUUAAGGCAUGGCCAGCUAUGAGAUCAACGAAAAAUGUUCAUAGAAGCGAGAGUGUUACACUGACAACCGAACGAAAUCAUAAACCGAAACAUCAUCAACAUCGCCAUCAUCAUUGCAGUAGCCGAAAACGUCAUCAUUCAUGUCAUCGACGUCAUAGCUAUCAACCUCGAUCAAACAGUAAUGAAGGUCAGCACAAUCAAACAACCCAGUCUUCACCUAAAGUGAUCAUUGCUAAUUCGACCACCGAUGCAUCGCAACAACCGGUUUUAGUUUAUCGUCGAAUAUUGAAUAAUAAAGGUCAGACAAUCAGUCUUCCUCUUGACGCUAAUGGUGAGUCAAUCGUGUUGGAAAAUCAACAAAAGCCGUUGGUUGUCUAUCGUGAUCCAAGUGUUCAACCAAACACAGAAAUCAGUGCGAAUUCAUCAAGAAAAAAACAGAAGGGAAAUAUUCCAUUGCAAUCUGUUGAAAAUAAAAUAGUUUCUCGACGAGCAGCAUCUCAAAACGAAGCUCAGGUUGAGAGUUAUCCUCCAGUGAUUUGUACCGAACCGUAUUCAAACAUUAUAAAUUCUUGUGGCGUUCAGGAAAUCGAACGAAUCUACUUCGAAGACGAUUGUUGCACUCCGUCAUCGUUUGUCGAUUGCACAUCAAAUUCUUGUAUUCCUCAACCAUGUGAUCCAUUUGUUUGCCUACCUCAACAACAGCAGCAGCAAAUUCUUCUAUGCACUGAACCAGCAACAUCGAACUGCAAUCUCGUUCAACAAGUAUCUUGUUCACCAUCACCACAGCAACAACAAUAUGUUUAUGUGGAUAGCAGUCCGUCAACAAUUAUUAGCCAAGUGCCUGCCUGUAAUCCCAUAUCGACAACAACACAAUCUCAAGCAUAUCUAUGUGUGCCACAGACAUCAUCCUCUUCACCUACUCAAAUUCUAAUUCAACAACAACCUCAAGCUACGACUCAAUCAUUUCAAAUUAUUCAAACUCCACAAGUACAAACAGGACAAAUCCUAACGGUUACACCAGCAGCACCAGCCCUUGCUAAUAUUCAACCUCAAAUAAUACAAACUAUUCAAACGCCAACUCAAGCGCUUGCAGCUAGCCCACAAAUACUCUAUCAGCGUUCAUAUGAUCCUACUGUAUUACAACUUCAAAGUCAACAAGUUUCUAUUGCUAACAGUCCUGUAGCUACAUUAAGUCAGCCAUGCUAUAUACCACAGCAACGAGUUACUGUUGGACCACGUUUAUUUCAAAAUGCUCUUGCCCGAACUGUUUCUGAUCGAACCGGUGUACCUGUUUGUUUUCCACCGGGCACAAAUGUUCCAGCAGAUAUAUCAGCAAUAUUGUCACCUGGAAGACGAUUAGCUUCUACUGCAAAUGGUUUAUCUAACGAUGAUUUACCAGCAUCAAAAUCGAUGCCCAUCAGAUCUAUGACUGCAAAUGGUUUGCUUAUUCCAUUUAAACCUUCGAAAAUGACGAGUAGUACAAAUCGUGAUUUGUUUUCUGGAUCAGGUAGUUAUCCAUUAGGCGCCAGAAACUUAGAUCAUAUCCGCCAGCAGAUUCAACAACGAGCCAGAUUCUUAGCAGAUUUCAAACAAAACAAUCUUAGUCGUUUACCUCCUAUUCGAACGAAUUUCGCCAAUCCUACAGUUCCAUCACGAGCACCAUUUUCGUCAGAUGUCUUACUACCAUCCUCCUUACCAGUGACAAACAUGCCAACAUCAGCUCCUUUGCUGACAUCCAAUUCACAACCACUAUCCUCUAGAUCUACAUUGCCUGUUCCACCACCCUUAAUUAAUUCUCAGACACCAUAUGCACGAGGAGAUAUUUUUGGUUCGUCAAAUAGUAGUAGUUCAAGCAGAUCGUCAGCUUCAUCGACAUCACCCAUCUCAAGAACUCGAACGCCAGCAUCAGGCCUCUCCUAUGCACGAGCGUCCUUACCAAGCUCUCGUCCUGGAUCGACUUCAUCCGGACCAUUUACCCCCUAUCAAUCACUGAGACCAUGA